Bactrocera oleae (olive fruit fly) is the source of this 4792-nucleotide messenger RNA. The record is from RefSeq and is a predicted model, not a curated record. NCBI's taxonomy places the organism in Eukaryota, Metazoa, Arthropoda, Insecta, Diptera, Tephritidae.
UUGAAUAACAAAAAUUCCAAGAAAUUUUAAUCAAAAGGCAGAAAACGGCCAAAAAAGAAGCAAAAAUUAUUGACGCAUUCAGAUACCAAUUUCCGAGAAGCGCAUUUCUAAUUUAGACCGAAUUCUCAGAAGUGACAGACAAGACACAGCAAAAACAGCCAGAGGCAACAACAAAAUUACAUAGCGUUGUGUGAGGACGGCAAAGGCAACACAAACAACAAUACAGUACGAAAAAUAAAUACUUGGUAAAGUGUGAAUGAUGGGAGCAAAAUACGCGGGGUGCCGUGUGGCCAACGGAAAGCGCUGAGCGCCACUUAUUCAAUGGCAAUGUACGACAGCCUUGCGUGUGUGUGUGACUGUGUAAAAACAUAUACAUACGUCUAUGAAACAAAUCGAAUAAGAGCGUAAAUGAAAAAAAUGAGAGCCCAACAGAGGCUGAGAAUUGACUCUCGGUUGCCAACGUUUAAAGAAAAGGUGUGCGAGUGAGGUAUUGUGUGCAAUGUAUUAUAUGAAUGCCAGCGUGCGGCAGAGAAAAAAAAAAACAAGAAAUAGACAUUUCAUGUCGUUUUAUUUCGAUUCGUGGGAAAUUUUUAAUUGUUUCUGUGAAUUUACAAUGGAAGCGAAAUUAGUUGCUGAAUGUCAAAGUGAAAAAGUACAGAAAAUAAAUUUUCGCCGUAAUUUUAUUUGUCGCUGCAUAGAUCUGCAAAUAUUUAUUUCUGGUUCCACGAAUAGUGGCUUACCACAUUAGUUCAGGUGUAUUAAAGUUUAAUCAAUCAUCUUCCUAUAUAGUAUCGUCUAAUAUUUAAAUGUAUUUACAAUUAUAAACGUCUGUGUACACUUCAGUUAGUUGCUCAACCAUAUGUACACACAAAUGUAUAUAGGUUUAAAAUAUUUUCUCAAAAUAACUGUUAGUAAUUGCAAAAAUGUGGACUUUUGAAAACCCGUUAAAAAUAUGCAAAACGUUGGAGGCUUGUCAUCGGCUGUGACAUCAUACUAUUAAUAGGAACAAUACUCGUGACUCGCGCGCGCUAAUUAUUAUUAAGUCCUACGUAAUGAGCAAUUUUCUAUUGCCUCAUCGCUCAUGUAUGUACGUAUGUAUAUACACAAGUUAGUUUUAGAAAAGAAAUAAAUGUAUAAAAUACCCGGAUAGUCACAAUGAUUGUUAGAGAAUUCCAAUUAAAAUUUUUUUUAUUACUACAGUACCUGUAAAACAAAUUAUGUGAUAAUAUGAAGUUGUCAAGUGGAAUGUAUUUAUGAGUAAUCAGCAUAGUACUGUAUAAUAGGGUAAAGUACAUACAUACAUAUGUACAUUUAACUUCUGAUUCUCUUGCGCUGUAUAUGAAUAACACACAGAUGUACAGAGAUAGAAAUUAUCAACUUGUAUAAAUAUCUUCCGAUGGGGCACCGUUCCAGCAAAAUAUCUGCUGGCCUCACCAACGGUAACAAAAAUUCAAUUAAGGAAACAUCAUCGUCGACCAAAUUAACCAAACAUUCGUCACGUCGUCAUUCAUCACGUCGCUUUUCAAAAACGUCUUCAACUGCAAAUAGUGAAAGUGGUCAGCUUUAUAGAAACUCAAUAGCAUCACUAACCAGCACUAACGUCGCCGCCGUCUACGGUGAUAAGUUCUUGCCAAUUUUACGUCUGGAUAGCGAUACAAUAGCUGAAACUUCCAACCUUUCAUCAGUGGCCAGUAAUUCAACCGGUCAGAUUAUUAUAAAAAUACAUUUCAAAACACAUACGCCUGAGAUGGAUAAUACCCAACAAAACAUACUGCAACCAACAGCUGAGUCACAUGCGCAUGUGGUGGCAAAUAGCGAUACUUAUCGUCGCUUAGUCGAUACAAAUUCGAAUAAGGUGCCGCACACAGAUGCUGGUGUUGUGGAAGCUGCUGGCAGCUCCAUUAAUUCAAUGUUGAACAAUAACAAUGCCAACAGCAAUAGAGCGUCCCUUCCAAAUAAUUUAAAUGUUUUGCGCAUUACGGAACCUUUGGUGGAACAAGCAGCGGAUCGCGCUGGCAAUGUUGAGUAUUAUGAGAUUAUGGAAGAGAACACAGCUACAACGCAUAACCGGCCGUCAGUGAGUAGCCGACGUCAGAAAGCCAAGUCGGCAUUUAUGAAUUUGAAAAGCAUGCUAGAAUCAUCAUCAUCCUCCUCAGGCAGCAACAAACUAAACAAACUAUCAAAUAGCAACAACAAUAAUCAUUGUAACGACAGCAGCGCUAAUCAUUCCCGAAACACUUCUCAAGCGCCGCCAGUAACAGCUGAGGCGCAUUUACGACAAAAGCAAUUACGACCGUCGAACAGUGAAGUAAGAAUGUCACUACCUACGGUCAGCACUUCCAGCUGUCAGCGUGAUAGUGCUGUUAGUAAUGUUAAUUCUUUGACAACUUCCACACAUACUCCAACUCCAGUAUCAAUAACUACCUCAAGUGCAGCGCAGCCAACACCGACAGUGACAGCAACAAAUGAGCAGCUCGCCGUUUGGGCAUCCAAUAAAGAUUUAAUAAUCUCUUCCAUAAAUGUAGUGGUUUGUCCAACGACAACAACAACAUCGGCAACAGCAACAGCAAUCACGAGUAAGCCAGCAGAGCGUGUACCGACAGCGCAAAUCGGAAACGUUAUUAGAAAUGAAAGCGAAUCGGUGGUCGGUGAAAAAUGCAACAGUAAUCCACAAAGAACUAAUGAAGGACGUGAUCACACAAAUAUAUCGCAAACUUCAAUUACGAAGAAUGCCGUACAUGUCUUAUCCACAGCGACGUCACCUAUUGUACACUCACAAGUAGAUUUUGUACACUACCUCGUGCCAGAUUUGGAGCGAAUUUUCAAUUCGAGUUUUUACUGGGGCAAAAUGGAUCGCUAUGAGGCCGAACGUUUGCUUGAGGGCAAGUCUGAGGGCACAUUUUUGCUACGCGACUCUGCGCAAGAGGAAUACCUGUUCUCGGUAACAUUCCGAAAGUACGGACGUUCGUUACAUGCGCGUAUCGAACAGAGUGGACACAAAUUUAGCUUUGACUGUCAUGACCCAGCCGUAUUUAGCACAUCCACCGUGACCGGUUUGUUGGAACAUUACAAAGAUCCCGGCAGUGUUAUGUUCUUCGAACCAAUGCUGACCGUACCAUUCCAUCGCAAAAAAGUAUUCUCAUUACAGCAAUUGGCACGCGCCGCCAUUGUAUCGAACACCAGCUAUGACGGUGUAUCCGAACUGGAGUUGCCCGUGCGUCUAAAAUCCUUCCUUAAGGAAUACCACUACAAACAGAAAUUGCGCGUGAAACUACUCGAUGAAAGACUACUCACAUAUACCUAGUGUCCGCUGAACGCGGCCAAUUAUCGGGCCGCCAUUGUAACCGGCACCAGUACUGUGCGAGCCAACACUGGCGCCGGUGAUGCCGGUCGAAUAAUGUUGCAUGCAGCUACGUUUGGCGUAAAUGUCGGCGCUACUAUUAGGCAUGGCAGUGUUGGAGUGGGCAGCAAUGCUGCCGCACAUUUCGUUGAUGGCUUAGUGAAUAUGCGUGUGGUGUCAGUGGAGGCGCUGCAAGAUCUUGUCGAUCUGGAAGAUCUGCAACAUGCAAACACAUUCGUUACAUAUGUACAACACUCAACUGUGGUGGAACAAUUGAACAGUGAUGCCAGCAGUUGUGCGCGCAACGGUGUUUGCACGAAGCGUCAACGACGUCAACAACUCCUAAAAAUACCGAAUCGCAUGACAGAAUUACUAAGCCGUGUAACAGCGAAUUUGAAUUGUUACAACAAUGUGCAGCGCCACAGAAGACACCGUCACGGGCAGCAGCAGCAACAGCAACAAACAGAUGGCAUGCCAUCGCCAAACCAACAACACUAAGCUAAACAAUAAGCUAUAUAAAUAAAUAUAAGACAAUCCCAGUGAAUAUGAAAAUCAAAAUUGCAAACAAAAACUCCAAAUGGUGUGAGACGGACAAAAUGAACAAAUAAUACCUAAGCACAAUUGCAACAGUAUCAAAAAGAAAAGCUCUACCGUCGCUUUACAUACACUUUUUUUUAAUUGUACAUGAUGCGGUAUCAAAAUAGUAUUAAGCAGCAGUUAUAUGUUAGUAUGAUAUUUUGUUGUAACCAGCAAGCAAACAAGCUGGCUGUAAGUAAAUGCAUGCUCAAAGCACGUUUGUAUUUAAGUCCAGCAAAUGAGCCACUGGUUGCGCACCAAAAUGCAUUUGCUAAAAUAAUAUUUACGCUAGUUAUCUGGUAGCUUAGUUUAAUGUUGAAUAUAAAAAUCUAUUAAAAUUGUAUGUAAUAUAAAAUGUACAUAUAUACAUAUAUAUGUAUGUAUGUAUGUAUGUGUUAUACGCUUGUUACUAUAUUAUAAUUCAUAGAAUUUUCAUUUAGUUUAUUUAAAUGUAAAAACUAGUUUUAUAAUUAUAGUUAAUGUCAUUAUUUAUUUUGCUCAUAAAUAUGUGUGUACUUUAGUUUUAUUUAUUACAUAUCUGACAUUCGUAUAUUAUGCGCUCUCUACACUCUUAUCAUGUCAUAACAAUUUCUACUCAUCCUUAAGAUUUAUUUAUUUAUUUUUCCUUAUUAUAUUCAAUUCAGCAGCUUGCACAUCCAUUAAUUGUAAAAAUGUGAACAAAUUAUUGUAAAUGAAUGCAUGUACUUGGCAUUGCUUCUGUAUCUUUAACUUUUUGUUGCGGCGCAGCAAGUUUAAUAUUAUUAUUGUAUAUUAUUGUUAAUGUCGGCAAAUACAAAAAUCGCAGAGAAAGUACAAUAUACAAUUUGCAGUCACAGUGUUCUGCUGUACUUACAUAUCCAUGACUGUAAAACUGAA